CCGGCCAGAAGGGGGAGAGGUUCGGCAAAGUCCGGAACCGCUCGGCAAUGGCCGGAGGCGGCUGCUGAGGCGGGGAGCGGCUGCCGGCUCGCUCUGCCCCGUUCGGCGCAAAGGGGCAUCGUGGGGUGGGCGCCGCCGGCUCAGCCGCCAGUGAGGGGAAGGGGCGCGAUGCUGGCCGACAGCCUGGUGGAGGAGUUCGAAAUCCGCGAGGAUGAGCCCUGGUACGACCAGCAGGACCUGCAGCAAGAUCUUCACCUUGCUGCUGAGCUUGGCAAGACACUACUGGACCGUAACACUGAACUAGAAGAAUCCUUACAGCAAAUGUAUGCAACAAAUCAAGAGCAAUUGCAGGAGAUAGAGUACCUCACAAAGCAAGUGGAGCUCUUGCGGCAGAUGAAUGACCAGCAUGCCAAAGUCUAUGAACAGCUGGAUGUGACAGCAAGAGAACUGGAAGACACUAAUCAAAAACUGGUUGCAGAGAGUAGAGCUUCACAACAAAAGAUAAUAAGCUUGACAGAGACUAUUGAAAGUCUACAAACACACAUAGAUGACCUGCAGCGACAAGUAGAAGAACUGAAGAAGCCUGGACGAGGCCGGAUGAGCCAGGAGAGAUCUGAGCAGCCAAGAUCAAUGCACAGUUUCUCAUGCUUGAAGGAGCUCUACGACCUCCGCCAGUAUUUCGUUUAUGAUCACGUCUUUGCAGAAAAGAUUACUUCGAUGGAUAGUCAGCUAAGUCCUCUAGAAGAAGAAAAUGAGAAGUUGAAGAAGGCAGUGACAGUUCUGCAAGCCCAGCUGAACGUAGAGAAAGAGAAGAGGGUAACCAUGGAAGAGGAAUACAGUCUCAUGGUGAAAGAGAACUGUGAGCUGGAGCGGAGGCUGGUCGAUACAGACUUGUAUCGGGCUCGGGCAGAGGAGCUGGAAGCAGAAGUAGCUGAAAUGCGACAGAUCCUUCAGUCUGAAAACACGCUCCACAAUGCAGAGAAAUUGGUGCCAGAAUCCUUUUUCAUUUCAUUCAGGGAAUCUCUGGACAGGGAGCUUGGUCAGAGCCUGGCAGAUGAUGGACUUGUGACAGUAUCGGAGCUUGAGAAGAAGGCACUAAAACGGAGCAGCAGCGAGAGCCUCCUGAGCAGCGCGGCCGGGGCAGACAUCCUCAGGGGCCAUGAAGAAACCUGCAUCAGGAGAGCUGAGGCUGUGAAGCAGCGAGGGAUCUCUGUACUCAAUGAAGUUGAUGCUCAGUACAAUGCUCUGAAAGUGAAGUAUGAGGAACUUUUGAAGAAGUGUCAAAUGGAUGAAGAUUCUUUGAAACACAAGGCUGUACAAACACUGAAGCAGUAUUCCAAAGACCUAAACGUGGGGAACACCCAGUAUGAUCUUGCAGCUAGCAGUCAAGAAUUCACGAUUGCUGAGCUAAGUGACUCUUCCACAAAUGCUCCCCCUGAAUACAAAGCACUAUUCAAGGAGAUUUUUAGCUGUAUCAGAAAAACAAAAGAAGAAAUAGAUGAACACAGAGCAAAGUACAAGACUCUCUCCUCUCAGCCGUAACCUUAUCUGUUAGUCAAGAAAGCACUUCAUAUGAAUGUCAGAAGACCCCUUAAACUGAUGAGUUUCUUAAGCACUAAAAAUGAAUGUUUUGGAUAGGCUGGUAGCCCUGUAGUUAACAAGCUAGUUAGUUAUCAGCUAGAUUCCCUGUUCCUGUGUAGCAGUAGAUUUAAUGUUUAGCACUGUCACACAAACCAGUGGUUGUAAAGCAGACAAACAUCAUAGCUUUAUGCCACACUACUACUUCAUAUUACACUUCAUCUCUGGCCAGAGCAGUGACUGGCACUUGUUUCUUUAGUCCACUUCAGAAAUAACAGAGCUGAGAUCUCUGAAUGUCUCACAAGAACCAGACUCAAGCUCUCUUUGGGUUCACAGGGAUGAUCUAGCCCUGUGACUACACUGAUGGAGAAAAUGAACAAAAGCAAAGCCCCAGCCAGUCCCAGGGGCAGCAACUCCUCAGCUCCAGGAGGGGAGCAGUCCAGCUGAUCUUGCUUUGGCAGGGUGGUGGAAAGCUGUGCUUGCUUUAAGCUACUACCACGUUUUCACAAUCACUAGGCUCUCCCACAGAUUAGUAUAAAUGUCUUUCUACUAAGAAAGGAUUUGAUGUAAAGUUUGUGUGGCUUUUUAGAUACGGUUUCCUUUGUAGGGCACUUUGUCUUAAGGCAAGAUACUGUGAAUUGACUCUAUGUGUUACUUGGGACCUACGGUUCUCUGGUGGAAUGUCUGCAAAGUACAUUUUUAUGUGUAUUUGGUGAGUUAGAGAGUUGUUAUUUAGCUAUUUAACUUUAGAAGUAGCAUUGACAUAGUGGAGUAGUUUUUAAUGUUGCAUAUCACAAACUAAGUGCUUGGGGAGACAGGCCAGGUAAAACCUUACAUUGUUUUGUCUCUUGCUUCCAGUGUUGGCCUCUCUUAAUCUAUUCUAUGCUGCCUGGGGGCUGCCAGCACAAAUUCUACUGAAAAUGGGACCAUACUCUUGUUCUCCCUCUCCUUUUCCAUUCCCUAAUAGUAAUACUUAUACAAUACUUAGUUUCUGAAAAACAAUGAACAUGGAAAAGGUUGUUCUUCAGAACAUAGAGAAAUUAGGAGGAAGGAAGAAAGGCACAAUGAAAGGUGACAUCCUUCUCCUUGUAAAGGGUCUCUUAGCUUAAUGUGGCCAGCAGUUUUUGGGAAGCAGCUCCCUGCUGACUUGCUGCAAGGUACCAAACCCUUGACCCAGAAUGUUGACAGUUUCUCACCUUUAGUCCAGCUGCUGCUGCUGCAGCUCUGCUGCCUUACACUGUUCUCUGUUCUGCUCAUCCUUCAGGUGCAGUAUUAACACUUCAUGUUGUGGGAGUUUCUCUAAAACAUGUAUUGCAGUCUGAAAAUUAUUUAAAAAUGGGAAUCUGAAUCUUCUGAAUAUUUUUCUAAGCAAAUAAAUAAUCCAGUCAAGCUGCAUGUGUAAGUAGUAAUUAUAUCCAUCUGUGCCAAUCAGGAAACUGAACUUGGUUCAGCUGGCACCUGCAUUAUCUAGUCCUGCCACCUUUCCUACAGAGCUCAGAUGGAGUUCCCACAAAAUUUGUAUUUUAGAAGAGUUAUGCUACAUGGAAAAGAACAGACCUGUCUAGGACAGAAAUCCAGAUGGAAGUAAGUAGUUGUUCCUCAUUGUUGUGGUUUUUGUCAAUGCUGUUCAAAAACAAGCCAAGGGUGGGGAAAGCAGAAAAGCUGCUCUGCCAUGAGGUUUCUGUCAUGUCACUGUGUCCCUGCCACCUGCACCUGUCUCACCCCAGUUCAGAGACUGGAAACCAGCACCCUGAGAAAGACACAAAGUGAUUCACUGCCAGUGUUCCUCACCACUCUAGGGAUGGAGCAAACCACACCUGCUGGGCAGAAGCAGUUCCAGUGUGAGCAAGUGUGCCCGGGUGUGCAAGAGUGUGGGCGAGUGUGCCCAUGAACUGCUGUAGGUAUGGGGACAAUAUUCUUAGCCAAUCUUAUCUGGAUUAACUAUUUUAAUCUUCUUAUUUUGGUCAACAACUCAACUCAGCUUUUUCUGAGCAUAAGUAGAGGAAAUCAAUGGAAUCCCCUUUAGCUUCCCAUGUGCUGGGAGCUGCAGCAGAGAGCAGGAGCAGCAAUGCCCACAGCAGAUCCUCCUGCUGGUGCUGCAGGUGAGGCCAGUUCAGGAUAAGCCACCAGGGCUGGGUCCCUGUCCCUGCUUGCUGGGCUCCCCAGGGAGCUCAGGGACUGCACUCACUUGGCUCUCUGCCUCCAUCCUUCCUCCCCAAGCCUUCAGGAUGUAAAAGGAGCAGGUGCAGCUUCUAUUUCUUCUUGGACAAAUACAAGGCGGGGUAGAAUUGACCUUUGAGAUAAAAUUUUAUUUAAAAAUUACACAAAAUAGAGGUUUUACAUGGUUGCCGUGUGGUAACUACAGAUGGAUGCCUUCCAAAGGGUGCCCUCAGUUACUUACCUUGCUCUGUCACAUACAGUAAUGCACAAGGUCCCUCAAAUGAUCCCCACACCAGUAGAAGAAAUCCAGUAGCUGUUCCCCAUGUCUCAGAUGUAGGUACUUCUCCAAAUAACUCAUUUCACAGACAACAGGUGAGAACAAUGGUUAUGUAGUACAGAGUUCACAGACAGUGAUUUUGUUCCCCCCUCCCAGGCCUGACAUUCCCAUGAACACGACCACCUGCUCUCUAUGAAGAGGGCUGCAAGGGCUAUGACAAUGCUCACACUAAAGUAUGAGCAUCCAGGGAUUUAACAAAAACUGGGAUGUUUGUAAACAAAUUUAAUUUAUUGGCAUUACUUACAAAAUAAAGUUUUAGACCAUGAUUUU
Messenger RNA from Camarhynchus parvulus, 4345 nucleotides. RefSeq names its product cerebellar degeneration related protein 2 (gene CDR2). The transcript has 5 exons. The coding region runs from base 169 to 1542 and encodes 457 amino acids. The record is from RefSeq and is a predicted model, not a curated record. NCBI's taxonomy places the organism in Eukaryota, Metazoa, Chordata, Aves, Passeriformes, Thraupidae.